ACCCCUAAUGCUGUCUCCUUCUGCCCACAUGGCCCGUUGUCUGCUGCUUUCCCAGGGAAAGUAGGAGGCAGGGCGGGGGCAGAGUGUGGUGGUGGUAGUGUCUCCUGGUAUCUACGUCUUUGGUAGCAUCUGAUAGUAUUGACCUAGCCAUGACGGAGGUCUAGUAGCCUCUGGGGCUGUGUGUGAGCUGGAAGGAACCUGAGAGCAACCUCCCUCGUUUCACAGCUGUGAGCACUCAGGCCCAGAGAGGGGUAGUGACUUGCUCGAGACCACGCAGCUAGUUAACUGUGAGUUCGUGACCCCAGAGGCAUGAACUGGGGUCCCUUGCCCUCCAAGCCCCCACUCUUUCACUACUCUCACUGCCUGGAUCCCUGGGUUGCCCACCAGCUGGUUCCACCUCUUACCCUCUGAUUCCAGGACCAAGCCUAGGCAGCAACUCUGAAGUGUGGGGCUGCCUGCCCCGGGCUCCCCUGCCACCGGAAGCAGGCCCAGUGUCCCGAUCCCAAACUGGUUUUCCUUUUUCCUGCUGGACAUAGCAAUAAGAUGGAGAGAGGAUCCACACUGCAGGCCUUGAGACAAUAAAUAUUCACCUUUCUGAAGAAAGUCUACCUUUAACAAAGGGGAGCAGGAGCUGGCUGGCCCUGGGAGGAAUCUGCUGCAGGAGCUGGUGCUAGGGAGAGUGUGGUACCAGCGUAGCUGGGUGCUUGAGGGUGGGAAGGGAGGGCCCUCGAAGUGUGAGCUGGCGUAUAUCUGUGUGUGUGGGAAGAGGGCAGACGGUGUAGACAUCCAGGGAGUACUGGACUGGGAACUGGAAUGCCAGGGUUCUCUCUGCCACAGGUCAGCCCUGUGAUCUUGGAACUUAACCUCCUAGAGUCUCAGUUUUCCCAGCUGCAAAAUGGGGAUGCAAGAAUCUCCUUCACAGGGUUGUUAAGAAGAUCUAAACAAAUGCAUGUGAGCGGUCUCCCGGGGACACAACAGGAGGGCUGCUCUGGGGGUGGGGGGGUGGGGAGGGGUUCUGCUGCUCCCCUUGGAGGCUUGCUGGCGCUGGGUGUCAAGUAGCGCUCAGUUUGGGGACGAUCAGGGCAGGGCAGCUCCAAGGCCCUGGCCUGCGAUUUCCUCCCUUGCUUCCCUGGCUGCCCCAGGCAGCACUAAAUCAGGUCACCACUUGUCUUUCCUUGCUUUAGCUGUCAUGCACACAGCUCCUGCCCAGCUCCCAAUCCAGGUCACCGUCUCCCACACCCUUCCCUUCCCCAGUGGCCAAGGAGACUGCCUCUCUGUGCUUUUGUUCUUGACUACUGUUCAUUAGACCCUGGCUGUGUGCCUGACACUGGGCCAGUUGCUUUAGGAAGAAAUAGCAGGUACCCUUUGCAGCAUGCCGUAUGCCAGGCUCCAUCACGAGACUAUUUAUCUCUUUUAGGGAGAUAUGAUCACUUCUACUUUAUAAGUGAGGAAACUGAGGCUCAGAAAAGGUAAGAAUCUCAGUCAAGGUCACGCAGCUGACAAGCGCAGAGCCAAGGCCGAAACCUAGAUCUGUCUGAUUCCAGAGCUCAUGCUUGUAAUCCCUGAGUUCCUGUGUUUAGAGGACAGAAGCUAGAGGGUGCAGGCAACAGAUGGGGCUGAGGGGACCAGGGGAGGUAAGGUGAGGGUCAUUUCAGGAGUCAGGGUGAGGUCUGAGGAGAGGAUGCUGGGCCUGAAGGAGAGAGGAGGGGAAAGGCCCGCAAUGUGAUGGGGAAGCCCCCUCCCCACACUCACCCAGACAGACAGACAGACGGACACACACACACACACACACACACACACACACGAGUCCGACACACACCCACAGACAUAUACAAGGACCUAUAGGAUACACACACAUACACACAAACACACACCUAGAAGACACACACAGACCCAGAAAUGCACACUCAUGUUGGCACACAUCAGAGACACACACAGACCCAGUGACACUCAGACUCACAUACACGGGCACACAGAGGCACAGACACCCCCGCGCACACAUGUCCUAGAGGGAAGGGAAGGGAGAGCCAGAGCCGCCUUAUUUCAGGGCCUCCUUCUCUAAGGCAAAAGGAAAGCCUUCCCCAGAAGUGCUGAGUCAGCAGCGGGUGACAAAUGAGCCUGGGGCGGAGGUUCGGAUGGGAGCAUCUAGCAUGCAGAGCGCAUUGUGCCAGCGCCAGCCCUGGCCGGCGAGGGGGCAGGGAGCGGCCGCCAGCUGCCCGCUCAGGGGGAGGCCCCAGGGAGGAAGUGACUCACUUUGACUUUGGAAAUGCCAGACCUCCAGCUCAAGGUCAAGCAGCAGGGCUGCCAGCCGGCUUCCUGCAGGGAGGUGGGGUGGGCCUGGCUGGUGGGGGGCUAGCCUUGCCGGGCCUGGGAGGGGCUGGAUGCAGGUGGGAGGGAGGCAGGGGCUGGCUGGGCUCUGCCGGCACAGAUGAUGGAAAGGUGAGGAGAGGUCCCUGGCGCUGAGGGUCGUCUCAGAAAUGGCCAGGGCUGGCUGGGGGAAGCAGGGGUGAUCCCUGGGCUCCUUCUCUGCUCUCUAAGACCCCCCCACUGGAAUCUAGCGCAAGGGCACAUGACCGUACGCCUGGGUGGCCGCAGCUGCCCCGGCCUGGCUCUUCUGCCCUAUUGCCCCCCUAAUUUGCCCCAGUGAGAUCUUUUCAAGACAUCAAUCACAUGAUUUCCUCCAAUGGCUUCCCGCCGCACUGAGACUAAAUUCAACCCCUCAUGAGGAACAUCUUCCAAACGUGUCACUCUUGACAGUGAAAUUAAAUUUCACUAUUAAAAAUGACACCAGGACAACAUGUGUGAACAGGGGCUGUCCUGGGCAGGCAGCCCUACUUUGGGCUUAGAGCUUUCGUCCCCACCCCCAUCUUUGCCUGGCUCCCCUAAUCUCUGCGUAAAUGUCCCUCACCUCCUCAGAGAGACUGACCCUGACCGUCCUACUGCCCCUCGUUCUCCAUGACUUCCUCUGCUUUAUUGCCUUCAUGGCAUUUACUGCUACCUGCAUUUAUCUUUCUGUCUGUUUACAUACUUUUUGUCUGUCUACUCCUCCCUCCAUAAAGCCUUCUUCUAUAGAUUUUUUUGUUUUUCUCUUUUGGCUGCACUGCGUGGCUUGCGGGAUCCUCCCCAACCAGGGACUGAACGGGGGCCACCACAAUGACAGCCCGGAAUCCUAACCACUAAGCCACCAGGGAAGUCCCCAUAAAAGCUUCCUGACAGCAAAGGCUUUUUCUGUUUUGUGUGACCCCGCUGUGUCCCCUGUCCCUAGAACAGUGUCUGGGACAAGUGGUACUCAGUAACAUUUAAUCCAUGAGUGCGCAGAUGAGGGGCAGGCCCGAAAGGGAACACAAAACCUCAAAGGGCAGGCUUGGAGAGACUCCGUCAGGUAAAGGGACAGGGCCUGCGGGGAGUGUCCCUGAGCAGGGCCUAUGGAUGCGGGCUACAGGGGUAGCUACUGCCCCGAGACCAGCAGGAAGGCUUUGGAGUAGUCCAGACCUGGCUGAGAAUUCCCCCUCCCUCGGUUGCUAGCGCUGCACCUUUAGGCCAGUUAUUUACUAUCUAGAAAAUGAGGAUGAACACAAUUUCUCUUCUAGAGUUACUGAUGCUCUGGGUGGCCCUCGCUUCCAGAGGUCACUUUCCCUCUUGAGACACAUUUGGCUCUGCUGGGGAAUCCAGAAGUGGAGAAUUCCUUUCCCUCAGGCGCAUCUGGGAGGCGCCAGCCCCGUUUCCACUCCAGGUCCUGCCAGGCCAACAUGCCUCAGUUUCCUCCUAGGUGGACAGGAAUCGAGCAGGGAAACGAGUUCAAAGGUGGACCUCUGGUUAAAGUGAGGAAAUCUGGCAAAAUGGAAACGGUACAAGGUGUUCUUCGUGUCCUGGUUCUGUGGCUUCGGUCACCUCUGAGCCUGGAGGACAUUCCCUGCUUUUGAUUUCUCACUCCUGUCUUCUCCAUCCCCCUGGCCCCAGAGUGUGGAUCCAGUAAGAUCAUGAUCUCGAUGGUGCUCUGGAAAGUAUCCCUGACGGAGGAGGAAUCCUUAGUUGGGAUUUACUCUCAGGGGUACGGGCACAGGAAGCGGCUGAGCCCCCUUUCUCCCCCGGGGCCAGUCUUUCUGACCCCCCCAGCCCUCGCUCCAUCUCCACGAGCUGAUGCUGCUGCCCCGGGCCUGGCCGCUCCUGCUUUGGUGGAGAGAAUAGAAAGUGAAAGUGGCCCUGUGGAGGAGGUGGCCCCGGGGAGCGCACAGCCCGCCAGCUGCCUGCAGAGGGACCCCAGUCAGGAAGGGCAGCUCCUUGUCCCCAGGUCCCCUGCCUGGAACUGCCUGCACAGCUCUCAGCCUGCCCCGUGCCUGGGGCUCCUUCUUGCGGCAGCCCCGGGCAGAGCUGGGUGACUGAGCAGUGAGAGGGUGGCCUGAGGCCACUGUCCCCAUCUUCUGUCCUGACUCAACCUCCCGCGUGGGUGAAAGGAGGGGAGGGAGGGCCUGGCAGCUGGGGGCUGUCCUGUGGGAUGGGUCAGAAGCUGGAGUGGCCGGCUCCUGGGUCACGAUGCUGUCUGUCCCAGCCAAGGCUUCCCUCUGCGGGCUCCCAGCAGAGCUUCUGAAGGGUGACACUGGGAGGCCUGAGGUGUGGGUGCGGGCAGAGCAAAGUGAAAGGAACAAGACAAUAGCUUCGGCCAACCUCCAGCCACCCAGGGGCCAGGCCCCAUGCCAGGUGCCUCACAAUCACAGCCUAGCAGUAUACCUGGGCCACUGGCGCAUCCCCAUUCAUCCAUUUGAUCGAGAAAAAUUUUUUGAGUGUUUGUGCCCCAGACACUGUUCUAAUCACAGGGGACAAGUCGUGGAAACAGAGUUUUAAAAAAUCCCUGCCUUCAUGGAGCUUACAUUUUAGUGGAGGGAAAACAGUCGACAACCAAAGGAAACAGCUGAAAUGGUGUGUAAGACGGUGAUAUGUGCUGGAGAAAAAUAAAGAGGGGAAAGAGGGAAGGGGUGAUGGGGUGGGGACAGGCUUGUAAUUUUAAGAGGAGAGGGUUGGGAAGGCCUUGCUGAGAAGGGGACAGAUUCUGAUCCAGUAAGUCACUUUAUUUCACGUAAAAGUCAAGGAUGCAGAUAUGAUCGUUAUCGUCCCUGUGAAGGACAAGGAAAUCAAACCCAAGGACGAGUCCAAAGUCAAAUGUCUGGGAAAUGGAAAAGCUAAAAUUUGAGCUCAGGCUCUGUCUGUGUCUGUAACCACCACAUGCUCUUGGGCAGAGAGACAAAGAGAGGACAGAAUGGAAGGGAAAAGGGAAAUAAAGGCCGUAUGGGGGCCUCGCAAUGGUGGCCAUCUGUUUUCCAAACUGAAAACCAGGACACGGUCUGAAAAGAUUUUCCUGUUGCUCAUAAUGAGAGUGGCUGUCUGGGAGAGCUGGUUUGGAUGCUGGCCUGAAUGGUGGGAUUUCUGAGACAUUCCAGUGGCUUGUGGGGCCCACAAGGCAGUCCAGGGGUAGGGCACUGCCAUGGCAACCCCAGCUUGGCCUUGGGGCCAAGAUCCUGGUGCAGGCCCACAUGGCAGAGAAGCUACACUGGGCAUGGACCCGAGACGCUGCAGGCCCAGGGGCGGCCAACGCCGAGGAGACAGCAGAAAGGGGGGAGGGGCCUGGCCCGCAGCCCAUGCUCUGGGCCAAUUGGAAGGGUGGGCUGGCAGGAGCCUGAGAGGCAUGUGGGGCAAGAAACCAGACUUUCCUGUUAGGCAAGUCUGGGUUUGAAUCCUCCCCCUCUCUGGCCCUGGGCAAGUCACACAACUCUGAUGAGCUUGUUUCUCCAUCUGUGAAAUGGGGAUAAUAACUCACCUCAUAGAUAGUUGCAAAGACUAUCACGUUUUGAGGUAAUGCAUGAGUUGUACACAGCAUAUUGCAGACUUCAGACUUGGUUCCCGCUGUUUCCCUCCACCCAGUGGGGCACUGGGGGCAUGCCAAGGUGGUGAGUGGGUGGAACAGGAAGAAUUGUGGGGCUUGGGAAAUGGACGGCCCAGUCGACAGGGCAGUUACAGGUUCCCAGCCAAGCCCUGCACAUGGGCUGGGGUUUAGUCAGCAACAGAAGAACAUGCCCUUCCCAAACAGCCAGGCCCACAGGGCGAGCCCUUCCCCCAGCUCCCACCACUCUGCACCCCCAGUGCCCUGGUCCACAGGCCUCUCCACGCACUCACCCCUGCUCCAGCAUCCUGGGGGCUCCAGGGCCCACAGUGCCCUCUGCUCGGGUGGGUGGCAAGGUGCCUCCAACGUGGAACAGGGGCACGCCCGACUACUCCUGCUGGUGACGCUUUCCUUGCUGCCCUGCUGCCCGAGCCUCCCAGGAAACUCACUGCUGCCCCACUAUUGCUUCUGGAAGACUGUCCUUAAAGAAGGGAAAGAACAAGAAGGGAAAAGCCUUUUGCAUCACCCCCCAUUUCCAUGGGCUGAACUGCACCCCUCUGGCCACAGCCAUGACAGGGUCAAGGACAGCUGGAAUCUAGCCCGGCUUUUACCAACAAUUCAUUGUGUGACCUUGGGCAUCCUCUCUGGGCCUCCUUUCCUUCAUUUGCAAAGUGACGGGUUUAGACUAGAUCAUCUCUAAAGUCUAGUUGUGAUGUCUAAGUGAUAGCACGUGUCGAGUUUUUACCCGUUUGUUCAUUCAUUCAUAGCACUUAUUGCUUCCCGAUAUGGUAUAUUUCGUUUGCUUAUUGUCUGUCUUACUCUAUGCCAGCUCUAGGAGGGAAGGGGUUUUUGUUUGCUUUGUUCACUGCUGCAUUCCUGCCACCUGCAAGAGGGCAUGACACAGAGCAGGAGCUUGUAUUUGACUGAGCCGUGGCAGGAAACUGAAGAUUGCAGGCUCCGACGGGAUGCUGGAGGGCAGCUCCUUGAGAGCACUAUUUCUGAAAUUGUAGACAAGGGAAGGAGAACUAAAAAGCAUGCCAGGGCUCACAACAGGGUGGGCCCGAGGGAGUGUGACCGAGCUGAGCUGUAGGAGGGGACGAUGGGACAGGAGCUGAGGCCUGUAGCAGAGGAAAGCGGCCACCGCCAACCCCUGGCCCAGCAGGGAAGUGAGCGGAGAAUAAAGACCCCCACCUCCUUCUCCUCCUGCUUCUCCCCUCUGGCUGCAGCAUCCCGUUGGCUGAAUCCAAGCAGAAGCCAGAGAGCAAGAGUUCCCUGACACAGUCCUUAGAGAGUUCCUUUUGCUAACCACGUCAGGGUGGAGCCCCGUUUCCUGAACCAUAAGACAGGUCUACCUAUGAGGGCAUCGGUUUGCAGCCACCCCUCGUUUUAAGUAAGCAGAUCGGGCAGUUCUUGCAUUUGAAAGCAUGCCUCGACCCAAUUGUUGGAGAGACAGUGCUCUACCUCUGAAAGGCCUUCCUGCUUAAGGGAAGCAGCUUUGUGGCUCCAGCGGGCAGAACCCGAUGGUGAGAGGCACAGGGAUGGAAAGUCUUGCUCAACACAACAAGGAAGAGAUUGCUAAUAACCGGAGCUUUUUCAUGGGGAUGAGCCUCCCAUCACUGGAUGUAUUCAAGCAGAGGCUGACAGGAUGCUGGGGUAUCCCCAACCCAGGAGCCAGUCAGAAAGGAGACUGAGUUCCUGCGAUUGUGAACACUCCUUUUUUUCUGUAGCCUCCCUGUAUCUCAGGAGGACAGCAGCCACCUCCCACAGCCGCUCAAAAACCCCUCUGCCGGCUGGCUAAAGACCACGGGGCUAAGUCACAGCUAAGCCGGCCCUGCUUGCUCUGGAUUUAAGAGUCUCUGUUUCCUCUCUGCCCAUGGCCAGGAGAAGAGCAAACCCCAGCGUGGGUGGAGCAGUGGGCUGGGCUGAUGCUGUGCAGGCCGGUCCAAGCCCUCCCCGCUUUUUAGGAAAGGGCGUCCUCACGUCUGCGGGGCUACUGCAGCCAGGCAUGGUUGCCUGAAACUCGCCCACUCACCAUCCAGACUCCUGCAGGGACACUCCAGGGGCAUCAUGGAUAUGAGGAAAGGGCUCUCCUGCCUAAGCUAUCAGGCCAACCCCAGCUCCCCGACCUCUUCUCAGCAGAGACGCAGCUGCCCCUAGACGGACAGAACUGUACCCGGGGAGUCCUCAGGGACCCGGACCCACACAGGCUAAGACAGGUUGCCUGGUCCCAGCCUCAGCGGAGUGGGCUGACACUUCCAGAAGGCUCUGAACUCUGGCAGGUGUGAUUGCUCCAGGACUGGUCUCAGCUGCUGCAGUGGAUCCCUCUGAGCUGCUGGAGGGGAGAGAGUUGGCAUCUGGUGCCACUCUAGGGGGCCGGGGUGUUGUGCUUAUAGGAAGAACAAGGUCCGUCCUGGUCUGAAGGAGCUGUCCUUUGCUGAUAGGACUGCAAACUCCUCUGUUAUCAAAAUGAUGAUGAUGACGACGACAAUAGAAAAGGCAGGACGGAGGGUCAGCUGCUGAGCUGUGGCCCCACUGGAGCUGCCCAGACUUUCCAGUGGCCACCGUGGAGGGGGAGGGCCUAGCUGCCAUGAGCUCCCCGCCUGCCUUGGCUGUAGCCCUACACCUGGGGGCCAGUGUGGAGACAGCAGAUUAGCAUUCCUGACUUCUCAGAUUUGGAGACCCAGUUGAGAGCUAAGGGAUGGGUGGGGGGCUGGCAGGGGCCGCCCUGCAGGGGUGGGUCGGCCCAGAGGCCUCCUAGCACUUCUAGCCAGCUGACCCUGUUAUUUUUAGCUCUGGAAUGCUCCUCCCCGAGCCCCCUUCGUUCUAUUUAUCUUGGUUUUGUGUCUCUCUCUGUUCCUCUCCAGGAAACUCUGCAGCCGGAGUGGGAUAAAUGGAGGGGAGGGGGAGGAGAUUCGAGGGGCCAGAAAGAAUAGGAGAAAUGGGCUGGGGCCAGGCUGGAGGAAGAGGUGGCCGCUGCUCCACCCCCGCAACCCCCUCCCCCAGGUCCAGAGGCUGCCUCUUUCUCUUUUCUGCAUUUCUUGGGUUUGGGCCACCAGGCAACCCCUUCUCUUUCUCCACCACCCCUGAUAAGCUCCCCUUUGUGCUUGUCAGCAUCCCUGUCCCAGUCCAGGCCUUGGGCAGCCCCAUCCUCUCACCUUUCCUCCUGGGCCCUCAGGUGAGGUCAUACCUAGGGUGGGGGUGGGGAGUGUCAGCCCCGGACCCCUGCCUCUCGGUCAGGACGCACUGUGAUCGCUUGAAGGACCUCGUCUGUGAAAAUGAAGAACAGGCGCAGUGGGACUGGACACUGGGUGAACUUGGACCUCAGUCGCAUUCUCUGUAAAAUGGGAAUGACAACCGGUCCUCUCUCUGAGGGGCCUGUCGUCAGGGCUGCAUGAAAUGGCGAUGUGAAGCACUAUUGACACGGGGAAGCUGCGAGCCUCCGGCUGGGGGGUCGGUCACAUCCCAUGGGGUGCUUGCGGGGACUGGCGAGCAUGAGUCUCCUGGAGGCUUUUUAGCAGCACUUGGCAGGAAGCCACAUCCCUCCCCGCAGCCUUCCUUAGUCACCGCUGGGCUGCUGAAGCUCUGGUUACAAGGGCGGAUCACUCAACCACCGGCUCCUCUCCCGCCUCCCCCAGCGCGGGGGUGCUGGUCUGCAAGAUGCUGGGGAUGAGAAGCACCUGUUGGCUGCCUGAGGCGGGGGCGGGGUGGAGGGGGGCUUCCAGAUGACACGCCUCCCGCCAGCAGAGGAGAGGGGGCAGCGUGGGAAGGGGAGCGAGUGUGAUCCUGCAGUUUACCGUGAUGAUUUCCUGACUGGGGUGGGCGUGCCGUCUCUUCCUGCCCUUUCCUUUAAGCCGCCUUAUAGGGAAAGCCCAUCAGCCCUUGGGGAGGGCCUGGCAUCACCUGGAGGCGGAACUCAGGGGAAGAGUCCCUGUGGUCAGCAGUGAGCCCUGGUAGUCCCGGAGCUGAAGGAGCGACAAGAGCAUUGGCUGCGGUCAGUGAGUCAGUCAAAAGUGGCUAUGCUCCAGGCUGAGCGGCAGCCUUGGAAAACUGUGUGUAAAGUGGGUUAGGCAUGCCCAGGCCAGUCCUGGGUAAAGGUGAGGGAGGGGGAACCACCUGGGGUGACCACUGUCCCUGGAGCAUGGGACUGACACCACUUAGAGGAAGAGAAGAGGCGGCAGCAGCCAAAUCCCGGGAAGGGCCCUGACCUUUAGAACAGGAGACAGAAAUAGCUGGGGAGAGGACGGAACCUGUGUGGGAGAGCUGGCCCAGGCUGGGCGGGGCAGGCCCAAACACGAGGAUGGGAAGAAAGCCCUACUGGCACCGACAGCUCCAUACGCUGUGCUGGGCAUUUCAUGUACUUUCACUUAUUUCCCACCUCCAGCCUGUGUGCGUGCGUGCGUGCGUGCGUGCGUGUGUGUGUGUAUUAUCAUCCCCAUUUCACAGAUGAGAAAACUGAGGCUCAGAGGGGUGUGGCCAGGCUGGUAACCAGCAGAGUUGAGACUGAGCCAAGCCCAGAUGGUCUGCUAGUCCACAUUGCCCGUAGGCGUGCCACCCACUGCCAAUUACUGCUGCCAUCACAGGUGGGGUGAGGAUACAGCUGAACUGAUGCUUCCUGCUGGCCUGAUGUGGGGGAAGAGGAAAUCCUCUCAAUGAGGCCUAGAGGCCCUGAAAAGUGAACCUCAACUAGUGCUGUGCAUUAGGUGACCCCAGAGCCCCUGUACUUUGGCCGCCUGUGACUAACUUUUCUUCCCUCCCUUCCUCACAGAAAGAGGGAGGGUCAGCAGUCCCCCCCACCCCCUCCCCCCAAAUUGUGCUGGGCUCAGGGCUGGGCAGAGCCCCAGGAGACCCCUCCCCUGCAGCAGUGGCAAGGGCAAGCUCGGGGGAAAGGUCCUCUCUCAAACCGUGGCCUGGGAGGGAAGGUGAGAAUAGCAGGCUCAAAAUAAGGCCGCCUGGCUGGCUGGCUCCCCCAUCUCCCUCCCCACUGACAGCUUCCCAGCCUGGGCAGCUCCCAGCUGUUUCUGCUUAUCUGAAGCCGGGGAGGUUGGUUGCCUGGAUACCAGUGCUUCUGAUUAGCAGUUGGGUCCUUCUGGGGCAGGCGGAACUGCCGCAUCCCCCGUCAGCUGGGCGUGGCCUCCCCAGGCUCUGCUGAACCGGCCCUUGGAAAGGUGGCAAGGGCGGAUUUGGGCGGGCAUGGAGGAUGCUUAGAAAAAGACCUCCUUUGCCAGGAGUUGGCUCGAAGCGGUGAUUUAGAGUCAGAGAAUCUGGGCCUUGUUGGCUGGGUGACUUUGGUCACAUUAACAUCUCUCAGCUUGUUUCCCUGCUUCAAAGAGUUGUUUAAAGAGUAAAUAUGAUGACUAGGUGAGGGCUCAGAGCACGGUGAUCGGGUGGUUUUAACCCGUUGCCCCCACCUGCCACGGUAGGGCCCCUCUAGACCCUGUCGUCUGUCUGCGUCCUCCAGGGAAGCCAUGUGGGGUCACCAGGGAAGGCAGCUGUGGAGCCUUGGAGGAGGUGGCCCAGUUCCUGCCUCCUUGCUUCAGGGGGAGGGCCUCUCUCCCCACCACACCUGCCUGGUGCCCCCAGUGUGCAGCUGGGGCUGGGGAGGCGGGCCUGGGGAUGGAAUAGGGAAGACUGGACAAGAGAAGAGCUACUGGGAGUGGGGUGAACACAGCCCAGUGGUGGGAGCGGCCCAAGGUGGCCUGUCACCAGCCCUGGGGGUGAGGGUGGAGGAGAGCAAAGCCAUGGGGGCAGGAACAUGACCAAGAAGACCUGUUCUCCUGUCUCCUUAGGUCCAGUGGUCCCCAAGGGACUUGCUUCACUUGAAAGGCAGAGCCCAGGGCUGUGAACAAGAUGGGAGAAACCCAAAUCCGUUGUGCAGGAAGGAUUUUCCUAGCUCACCCCUUAGCUCUCCCAAAACCUUCCGUAGAGCCAGGCCCACAGAGCGGGCAGCAGGUCUGGAUGAGAAGCGGCAAAUGGCUGAAGGGCCCCAGUGACUCUGGAGGUGUGUGUGGCCAUCACAGACCCUCUUCUUGACCCUCUUGACUUAAGAAAAGGGCAGAGAAGAAAAGAGAUGGUGGGAGGGGCAAAGAAGGGGCACUUUUUCACCAGGGCCUUGGCUUUCUCACCCUCUGAAUGGAGCAGGAGAUCAGCCUGUGUCAGUAGUAAAGGGACUGGAGCCCAUCAAUAAUGCAGAGAAGAGCUUGGGGCAGCUAGGAAACGGUUACCAGUCCAUCAAAGCAGGGAAUGGGCCUCAGAUACAAAAUGGAGGGGAGACUGGGGGCUGGAGCGAGAAGGGAGAGCUCGGUGCUGCCCUUGGGGCUCUGGGCUGAGAGACUUGCGGUCCCUCGGUUGGGCCCAGGUGUUUUGCACGGUCGGCCUUCCAGCUGGUUAGGGCAGAAGGAGGCAGUGCCCACCCGUCAAUACCUUCCCAAGCAGGGUAGAAGGAAGGCUUAGAGAUAAACUUACUCAGGGAAACUUCCAGAGAUGGGGGCUCACUUCCAGCAGCUUGGGAAUUGGGGAAAUUCUAAGGGAGGGGUGUUGCUUAAGAGUCAAGAGAAGAAAGUGAAUCCCAUCAGGAAGGGUCUGGAGUAGGUCUGGGUGGAAAAGGCCCCCAGCUGUCCUCCCCUGCAGCGCCAUCUUGCCCCAGGAGACCUUCAAGUUACACGUCUGGACCUUUUUUUUUUUUCUGAGAUCAGAGGAAAUCUGUGGAAGAUUUGAACAGAACAGAGACAAGAUCAGAUGUGAAUGAGCAAAUCCACUCGGGCUGCUAGUGGAGAGGGUAGGGUGGUCAGGAAACCUGGAGACAUGGGUCAUAUGAUUGUGUCCUAUGCUGUCCUGCGAGAUCAACAAGCCAUUUAUUGUAUAUUCACCUUGGCCUCCAGCCUGGGUGGUCCCACUGUGAUUUGGGAGAGAGGGAACGCAGGGGCGAGUGAAGGGACCAUCAGAGCCGUCCAGUGUCACAGUCUGGUGUGGCCGAGGGCCUGGGGGCCGCCGCGGGGCAGUGUUCGGGGGUACAAAUGACCAUUCUUGGUGACUGGUUCAAUGUGUGUGGUGGGGAGAGAGGCCUCCAGAGAAAUUCCCGGCUUCUGGCUCGGGCAGUUAGGUGCUGCGGGCAUGGGGCUGCCUUGUAUCCAGAAGAGAAGCCCUGAGGCUCUGGGGCUGGGAGGUAGGGGGAAGACAGUGAGUUUAAGAUCCCUGUGAGACCACCAGCUGACUGCACGCAGGCAGCCCUGCUCCUGCGCGCCCCCCAGGCCGCCCCACACCCAAAGGAAGAAAGGGGUCAGGGGUCAAAGCCCUUCUGACUGGGGCCUGGGGCUAGGGGCAAUUCUGUCACGCAGAGCAGCCUCCCUUCCAGAAGGGGACCUUUGCUCCUCCGCAGCCCAGGGCACCCCGAGGCCUUUCUUCCCUCUGCCUGCAGUCCGGCCCCGGAGCAGCCCCAUGAGGCUCUUUCCCAUGGGCAACACCCCAGGAGAAACGCUUCCUCCUCCACCACCUCCUCCUCUGCCAGCAAGGCGCCCCGGGGGGCCCAGGUGCCCUGGGGUGGUGCCCUGGGGUGGCGGGUGUUGAGUGCGAGCCCCCACACACACCCCGGGGGGUGAGUGUUUACACUCUCUGUUGCCUCCCAGCGCCGCCCUCCCCCAACCAGGGGCUCCUGGGCCUUCUCCUGCCGGCACCCGACCCCGCACAACCGCGCUAGGAAAGGCUUUCCCACGAACGAGUCCCCAGACAGCACGCGCGUGCAAACAGUCCGAUUACAGGGGCAAACAGCAGCCUGGAGAGAAGGACAGAUAACCCACGAGUGGCCCAAGCGAGGGAAGAAAGGAACGGAGUUCAGCUGAAACGGGAGGGGCGGAGUCUCUAGCAGGCUGUUUGGAGAGGCCCAGAAUGCCAGGAAAGGCCGCAGAACGGCAGGAAGUUGGGGAGGAGGAAGCUCGGGGAAUGGCAGGAGACAGAGGGUCCCAGGGACCUGGUGAAGACCGGCGGGUGUCAGGUCAAAUGGGAGCCCGAGGAAGGCAGAUCAGAGGAGUCCUGCAGGGUCUGGACGAUAAGGGAUCGCUUCCUUACGUGUGCUUCGUCCACAUCCACACCGGCUGUGUCCCAGGGAAUGUUCCAAAGAUGCAGAGAAAGGACACAGUCCUGGUCCUGGAGCAGCUCACAGCUGUGAGGGGCAGACACAAGGGCAGGGCCCCAGAUGACAGAGCCCAGACGCAGGCUGGAAGGCUCUGGGGGCAGGGGGCAGUGUCCUGGAGACGGUGGACCCAGCUUAAUCUAUCUCGAGGGACACAGAGCAGACGUCUGGGGGGAGGAGCAGCGGUACAAAGGCUGAGAGGCAGGAAAGAGCCUGGGGCUUCCCAAGAGCUACGUUUAGGUCACAGUGUGGCUUUGUGUGUUUGUGUGUGUGUGUGUGUACACGCGUGUACACGCACAGGACUGCGAGCGAUGAGAUGGGGGAGCACAAGUAGGUCAGGGCCACUUUGGCAAAGGUCCUGUGUUCUCCACUGCAAAUUUUUGGACCUGACUUGAAGGCAGGGGAACACAUGUAGAUGACACGGAGUGACGUGGUAGGAUUUGUGUUUCGAGGACAGGCUGGAGCUGGAAAGCAGUUGGCUCAGGAGCCGCCGCAGUGAUCCAUGUUUGAAAUGACGAAGGCCUGAAAUGGUACCUCGCACUCUGCGGCCUCGUCCGUGCCAGGCAUCGCUCUCCUCUUUGCAAAGAGGAAGCACUUGAUCGCCGCAACAAUCCUAUGAAGUAGGUUCUAUUAUCCCCACUUUGCAGGCCAGGCAAGUGAGGCCCAGAGGGGUGAAGUAACAUUCUCAAGUUCCCAUAUUGAAACAGGGAAGCCAGGACUCAGACUGGCCCCGGAAUCGGCGCUGAAUGGAAAGGGCCCGUCUGUCAGGAUGGUGAAAUGGGGCAGACUGGCAGGAUGUGAAGAAGGAAGAGCCGGGCUGACUGGAAAGCUUUUGAGGGUGGUGGGCGUAGGGGAGAGAGAGAAGUGAAAGAUGAGGGUGAGGGCGCCCACUGGGUCAAACGGUGUCCCCCGCCCAAGAGUCACAUGUACCAGGAGCCUGCAAAUGUGACCUUAUUUAGAAAUAGGGUCUUUGCAGGUAUAAUCAAGUUAAGGUGAGGCCAUACUGGAGUAGUAGUGUGGACCCUAAGUCCAAAGACUAGUAUCCUUGGGCUUCCCUGGUGGCGCAGUGGUUGAGAGUCCGCCUGCCAAUGCAGGGGACACGGGUUCGUGCCCCGGUCCGGGAAGAUCCCACAUGCCGUGGAGCGGCUGGGCCCGUGAGCCAUGGCCGCUGAGCCUGCGCGUCCGGAGCCUGUGCUCCGCAACGGGAGAGGCCACAACAGUGAGAGGCCUGCGUACCGCAAAAAAACAAAAAACAAAACAAAGACUAGUAUCCUUAUAAGAAGAAGGAAAUGUGGACACGGGCACAGAGAGACCUCCAGGGAAAGCUAUGUGGUGACGGAUGCAGCAGUCGGAGUAGUCAGCCUACAAGGCAAGGAACGCCAGGGAUUGCUGGCUAACGUCAGAAGCUGGAAGAGGCAAGGAAGGAUCCUCCCCUAGAGCCUUCAGAGGGAGCGCGGUCCUGCCGGCACCUUGAUGUCAGACUUCUAGCCCCCAGACUGUGAGAGAAUAAAUGUCUGUGGUUUUAAGGCGCCCAGUCUGUGGUAAUUUGUUACUGCAGCCUUGGGAAACGAAUACAAUCUCCCACUUCAAAGAAACUGAGAGGAGGACACCAGCAUACCUAACUUGGUCAGGUAACAUCCCAAACACAGAAGGAAAAGACAGGCAUGAUCCUCUAGGUGAGCCUUAAAAGAAGAAUGUUGAGCUGGUCUGGGAGGCCCUUGAAAACAAAAUUCUGACUGUGUAACCGUGAAAGGUCCUGAUGAGAAGGAGAAGGGGAGGAGCCUAAGAGAUGAAGUGCAUCAUCACAGAGCUGGCAGAUGACCUCAGGCCGGAGAAGGAUACAUUCAAAGCUGGAGGAAGGACGCAGAACCAAGGGCAAGAAUAAAGGAGCGUCUGAGAUGGCAAGAAUAGAACCCAGCCUGCUGCCCUCCGCAUGGGGCUCAGGCUUGCAGAAAGGGCCAAGGGCAAAACAGUGUUUCAGAGGGUGGGGUGAAGGGAAAGUAGGGAGUUUUAAAAGUUUGGCUAGAAUCAGGAAAACCUGCUUGGGGUGAGGGCUAGUUUAGCCUUCAUGGAUGACAGGUAGACCCAGAUGCUAUUUGUCAUUGAUCGUCUCUGUAAAGAUAACGGGAUAGAAAGCACAGCUUUUUAUUUUGUUUUUUCUUUUUAAAUGAAAAGGGUAGCAUAAAUAUUAGCGAGAGAAAACUGAAACCCAGGAUUAGGGAGAGGACGUAUCUAUAAGAAGAUGAGAUCCCCGUCACAGGAGGCAUUCAAGCAGAGGGUGGAGGAAGCUCUCAUCCGGGGUGUUGUAGAGGCAAUUUCUCUGAGACUUUAUAGUGGACACGACUCACUGCCAGGCCUUCUGACCCUUGGUCCUCCCACACCAUAGAGAAGGGAAGCUGGACGGUACCCUAGAGGCACUUUUACUUGGCUUUGGUGAGGAGACAGCAGAAAGACAGCAUUGCUUCAGAGCCUUGGCUCAGACUGGGUAGUACCAGGCAAAUCAGAGCCUUGUGAUGUGGUGGUUUUCUUGCUAUGAAGGUUUUGUGAUCUGAAAAGUACAAACCUGAAUUUUCAGCUUUUUAAAUUACCAAGCACGGAAUGCAACCCCCCCCAUCACAAAAAAUCCUGACCCUCCUGCAUGUCGUGCCCCCCACCCAUCCCUGACCUUCAGCGCCUCCCAGUCUGUUCUUGGUGGCCUCACCGAGGAGCACAGCGGAGCAAGGCAGGGCUCUCUCCCCGGUGGCUGGCGGGGUGGCAGGGAGAGCGGGUGUCCUCUUUCUCCUGCUUUCCCUCCCUCCUCUGCCUCUCCUCUUUGUUCUCCUCCUGUCCCUCUCUCUGCCUUUAAGCCUGGCAGGAUUAGCUGACAGGGAUGAGCCGAGGCCAGCCCUCGCCUCCCCCGUCGUCUGUCGGUCCAUCGAAUUGGGGGACGGUGAGAACAUUCGCAUGAUCUCUCAGGCCCCUGUAUCCCUCCACCGCCCGCCCCCCAGGGUGCUCGGAUUUCCGAGGCACGCCUGGGUCCGCUCCCAGUGUGUUGACUGCAGGUGGGGGGAAGGAGACAGACACGGGUGCCCGUGGCUGAGGACGAGAAUCUGCGUGACGCUUUCUUUGACCUUGAGAAGGCCUUCCCCGCCCUACCUCUCAGGAGACUGGAGACGGAGAUCUGGGCCUUGCCCCUUUGGCACCGUCAGCCCGCAGGCAGCUUUCACACGUGCUCUAGCACAGUGGAGCCAAAUUCCCUGCCUGAGGCCCGAGAGACAGGGCCGGGACGGGGGCAUGGGGAGGGCGUGCCAGCGCCCACCUUGCGCUGAAGUACAUACAGCGGGGUGAGGCCUGCCUGGGCUGCUACUGUGUCCUGGGCCUCGGAGCCCCACUGCUGUCACCUCGAUACACGCAGAUGUCAGAGUCUCACCCCGCCUGCCCUUCCCUGGGCUGACAGCCUUUCUCUCCUGCUCUAACUUAAGAUCCCUGGCGCCUCUUUUAGGCCACAGUGGAGCAUCGCCUCACCUCUCUUGGCCCCAGCGCGUGACGCGAGAGGCCGGGUCAGGUAGUCAUGCCACCACCUGCUCCAGCCUUUAGGGAGAAGAGCCUCCGACUUGCUCCAGUCUCUGGCCUCUUUCAAGUUCCCUUCCUUUUUUUCUCCAAGAUCCAACAAAUAAACCUGUUGUUUAUUCUUUUUAUACAUUUAAUACACGGCUGAAGAAAAGAAGCAAAAAGGCUAUAAUAAGAUCACCACCUAGAAGAGUCACUAUGAACAUUUUGGUGUAUAUUAUUUUUUCUCUCUCCCCCCAGACACUGAGGAUUCAUCAGUGACAAGUCAGGUAGGGCUCCCACCCUUUAAAGGCUUACAUGUCAGUGGGAAAAAUUACACAUAACCUAUAUAACAUCUACUGACAAGCAAGGCAGAAUUCUCCUGUAUGCUCCCUCUCUCCUCUGCCUGCAUCUCUCCUGCCAUUGAUUUCCUCCCCAGAAGCCUUCCUUUUCUUUCACACAUCUACUCUGUGGCAGGAAGAGGCUUUGUAUGUAACGUGAGGUGCCGGACACACGUCUGGGGUAGGUUCUGUCCUGGGCGGGGAGAACACAGGCCCCUACCCCGUCCGAGGCAGGAUUUGCCUGGCUCCUUGUCGAGAGCGCUCAAGGCUGCUCGUACCCCACGCCGCUGGGGAUCAGAGCAGCUACAUCGCAGCAUGGGGAAGGAAGGGCCCCUGCAGAUGCGCCCCGUGGGCCCAGCCAUGGCGAUGGCCCAGCCAGCGGCCAGGACCCAGUCGGCUCCCAAGGUGCCGGGCAGGGGUGGGGAACUUCCAUUGCUCUUUCUUGCCUCCCAGGUGGUGUGAAGUUUUCAAUUUUCUCUCGCUAAUAUUUGUGGUGUGAAGGAGAAGGAGGUGAUGAGGAAGGCAGGGAAAGGGAGACGGGAGGGGAGGAGGGGAGGAGAACCACCAGCCUUGUUGCUACAGCAACCACACAUGUGAGCCAGCUGCUGUCACCAUGGAAACAAGGGGAGCCUGCUCAGAGGCUGCGCUGUCUCAGGGGAGACACAAUUUUUGACAAAAAAUACCCUUUGAUAAAAAUAAAGAAAAAACAAUGAAAGCCACCCUCUCCGGGAUUCGGGGGCACUGCCGAAUGAGGUGACAAAGGAAAGGAGGGGGCUGGGCUGUGGGGCGGGAGGCUGCAGGCCAGGCGCUUCUGCCAGCUGCAGAGAGUUGCCGAGUCAGUGUUUUAGAGCCAAGGGGGCCCUCGGAGAACACCCCCCACUUGAUGGAUGAGGGAGAGAGGCCCAGGGAGGGAGGCAGGCAGCCCACUCAGGGUCCCAGGGCACGAGGAAGCAGCUCAGGGAAACCCAGGGCCUCUUGGGAGAAGGGAAGGGACAUGCUGGCUCCAGAGGGUGGCUGACUGCAUGUAGCCUGUGGGGCUCCUCUUCAGCCAGUGCCUGGAGACUGGGGGGAAGAGAGACACAGAUGGCCAAGUUCAAGCCCCUUUUGCUGGGGUAGGGAGUGUGGCAGGCGUUCUGGCCUCUUUCUUCCUCGCCCUGUCCUUGGCAUUCCCGGCCAAGCUCGGCUUCCCAGGGUUUUGGCUGUCUCUCAGGGGACCAAGCCCCGGUGAGUCCCCACAAGCAGGGCUGGAGAGAAAUUGCCAGCCAGAGACCACAAGGGAGCCUCUUAGUCUAAAGACAGGAGGGGAGAAAGGGCGGAAACACCCAGAGAAGGAUGUGCUGCUGUCCUCUCCAGGGAAAGCCUCACCGGCCCAAUGCAUCAGAAUGAUGGAGGUAGGGCAGCGAGGCACGUUCACGGGGCACUUGGUUCUACGCUAGAUUUUUGGCCAGAAGGAGAUGCUCUUGGUAAAGGGUCAAGUCCUGGGAAGAUCAAUCAAGACACAGUUAGUACAGGAAGGUGAGGGCUUAAAAAAAAAUCAGGGCUUUAAUACAAGGGUUUCUGAACUGCAGGUUCUUUGUAGUACAGCUGGGCCCCUGGCCACAGAGAGAGGCAAAGGGUGGGCUCUGAGUGCCCUCCUAUUUCACCUGGAGCUUCUCUGCUGCUCUCUCUUUUACAUGUUUCUUUUUUCACAUAGUACUUUCCCAAACCUUGUCUCAUGUGCUCCCCUCUGACAACACGGAGAAGUGGAUGUGCCCAUCCCCAUUGUAAAGAGGACACAGGCUCAGAGAGGUCAAGCCCCUCUCCCAAGGUCACACAGCUCAGAGAAGCGGAGCAAGAAUUCAAACCCCAGCUCCAGAACAGGACGCCGACCCCGUUUCACAGGAAGGGACGAUGCGACACAACAGAAGGCACGUUCCUACUCAGGCUCUCUCCUGACCCCUCCUUAAGGAGAACAGAGGCCAGACGAUGACGAGAUGCUGUCCCAGGGCCCAUGGCAGUGGCACAGGAAGGCUCAGGUCAAGGACACAUUUGGGGGAAGUGAUCUUGCCGCCUCUUUGUCCUGGAGCUCCCUCUCCUCUAUCCUUGGGGUCUUUGUGGGGCCUCAGCCGGGGGCCCCAUAACGAAGGGUGAAGGUCGGAGGGGCAGCAGGGCCUGGGAGGGUGGGACUCUGCCCUCACCCUCCAGGAGAGCCUCUUGCCUCCUGUCAGCUGCCCUUCACAGCCCCCCCCCCCCCCCCCGCCGUCAGCCUCUAAGGCGGAGACCACGUGGGUGAGUUGCCAUGGAAACUGCGGAGUUCUAUUUGAAAGCCAGGCGUGGUGUAAUCUGAGCUGGGGUGGGGGGGAAGGGUGGGGGGGGAAGGAUGGGGGGGCUGGGUACCGAGGUGGGGCAACUACACCUGUUUGGCUGAUGUCCUCCAGGCUCCCCUCUUAUCACCAAGAACUGUUUUAAGGUUUCACCACCGGCUCUUUCCCGUAAAUCACCUGCCGCCCGCGGUCCCGCGGCCACUGCCCUCUUUCCCCACGCCCGUUUGUAAUCUCAGGCAGUAGCCCCACAGGGCCUGCCCUGAUUCCCCAGAGAAGGAGCCGAUUAUCCCCGUUAUACAACACAGGGUGGCAAAAACACAAGAGAGAUCAUUUUCGCCAUACAAGGGGCUGGACGGAACCUCGGAGAUUAUCAGCAUUGCAGGGGGUGUGCGUGGGAAGGAGGGGGAGUGUCCGGGACGUGGUGCUCCAGAGAUGGGAACCCGAACCCACCCCUCCCUUCCCCACCUGGUUCAACAGCAAGAAUUCUGGCGCUGGCCGAGCACUGACCCAGGAACCAGGAAGGCUCGGAGUCGGACCCAAGGGGGAGCAGUGGGCUUGCGGUGGCCUCAGAAUUUCCCCCUAAGCACACCCAGGCCCUCUAUUCCCUGCUCGUGCCUGGUUUGCAGGUUGGCUUGGUCUUACCAGCUGUCACUCUGCUAUGCCACACCCCCCACCCCAAGUGAUAGCAGAGGAGUUAAGAAUUUUGCUUCUCCACCUUGCUGUGUGACUUGGGGCAAAUUGCCUAGCCUUGCUGAGCCUCAACUUCCAGCCACAGAGAUUAAAAAAAAAAAAAGAACUGCCUCCUAAGGUUGCUGGGGAUUUAAAGGAGACAAUGCAUUCAAAGUGCUUAGCAUAGCACCUGGUGUCAACCAAAAUAGAAGUAUGAUUACUAUUAUUAUCCAUCCGUCAACACCCAGAACAAACCCAUCUCCUGCACGCAGCCUUCUUUCUCUAAGGAGAGAAAACUGGCGCUUAGGUAGGAGCAGCCAUCGAGUGCCAAGCACUUCCUCUGCGUUCUCUCCCUGGUUCUCACCACUGCCCUGGGAGGGAGGUGCCCUUUUACUAUCCCCAUUGUACAGACGUGGACACUGAGGUGCAGAGUGUCUUGCUCAAGGUCAUUGGCUACUAAGAAGUAGGGUCAACAUUCACGCUCAGCCUGUCUGGUCUCAAAGCCUCACGCUUUUCCUAGUGCAACGUGCCCCUCAUAUACGGAACAACCCUCCCCCAGUUUCCUUCCAGUUCGAAGCAGGUUAUUACCCCUUCUGAUUUCUUUCUUGCCUUCUCACCUGUACUCACCAGGGCAGAGAGUAAGGAGGUAAGCAGAGCCAGGGAAUGUCAGGAUUCAGACAUUCCCUGCUCCACUGGCAGCAUACGCAGCAGGGAGCUGGGAGCCAGGUGGGGCGUUUGGAAGAAGCAGGUGGCCUGGCAUAGGAACCCCAGGUAGGGAGAGGGUUCCAGGUGCCCUAGGGGUUGUCGGGACGCCGAGACAGACUCUCUCCAGCCUACUCUGAUUUUCUGCUCAGCUCUGACCUUGGUCUCUGGACCCCAAUCCCCCAGAUCAGGGCUGGGGAGGGCAUGAUGGAUGACCUUGACCUGGCUUUGUCUGUCUGGGGACUCAGAGUGUCUCCUUUAAGUGAAGAAGAGAUAGAGAAGAGAAGGUGGAGGAUAAGAGGGGAGAGAAAGGAGAAGCAGGAGGGAAGGAGGAGGAGGGAGGAAAUGGAGAGGGGGAGGGAAGAGAAGCUGCUGGAGGAGAGGGUGGAGGGAAGGACACAGGGGAGGGAGGGAGGUGGGAGGGAGGACUGCCUGCCAAGUGUGAUUCUGAGCUCGGAGGAAGAAGAAAGGAUGAGAAAGCAAGAAAUCGGCUUCAAGGGAAGGAUGAAAGGGGGAGGGAACAGAGAAAGGGCGAGAAAAUGAAUGAGGGAGAGAGAAAGCUGGGGGGAAGGAAAUGAAAGGAUGGGGAGAGGCCGAGGGGAGAGAGAUGAACAAAGAUGAGAUUGAGCAGCUGCUCCGUCCUCCCUCCUGCCAAGUGAAGGCCUCAGAGCGCCGCGAGUGGCUGAAUGAACUGGGAGCCAGCCAUGCUCGGUCUCGGUGGCUCCUGCUCGGCACCAAAUCCUUCCUGGCUCAGCAGUUUCAGCAGUUUCCACGGCCUGAAAGGGGGGAGGGCGGGGCGACGGCACACCAUCCUCCACCAUCCACUCUUUUUCUGGGGCAGCAUCUUCUCUGAGGUCCCAAAGAACCUCCCAGGUCUCUAUGGCUGGUGCCUGUCCUCAGAGUUCUCCCAGGUGCUCUGUCCUGGACAACCCUUCUAGAACCUUCCAAAGAGGCAGAAACCGGUUGCUGUACUGAGGGGAGAGCAGGUGUGCAUGCAGCCCAAGGAGUUCCCCCUUCUCUCACUGCUGAAACCUGACACCUUAGGAGGCAGUGCCCAGCGACUGGCUCCACUUUAAUAAAAGAACGGAAAUGUACCGCUAUCUUAGCCGGAACUCAGCAGGUUACGUGUUUUUUUAUAUACUUAAAAAAAAAAUUAAUUAAUCUUUGGCUGAGUUGGGUCUUUGUUGCUGCCUGUGGGCCUUCUCUAGUUGCGGCGAGCAGGGGCUACUCUUCCCUGCGGUGAGUGGGCUUCUCUUGUUGUGGAGCACGGGCUCUAGACAUGUGGGCUUCAGUAGUUGAGGCUCACGGGCUCUAGAGCGCAGGCUCAGUAGUUGUGGCGCACGGGCGUAGUUGCUUCGUGGCAUGUGGGAUCUUCCCGGACGAGGGUACGAACCUGUGUCCCCUGCAUUGGCAGGCGGAUUCUUAACAGCUGCGCCACCAGGGAAGCCCAGGUUACAUGUUUUAUCUCAUCCAAUCCUCACAGCAACCCUAAGACGUCCGUAAUAUUAUAUUUUCCAGAAGGGGAAAGGAGAGCUAAGGAGGUCUGGUUAUUUGCCCAGCUCACGCUGGGGAGGGACCUGGGGCAUCUAACUGGUGGGGACAGAGGUCAUGGUCCUCCUGGGGUUUAAAUCCAGGGCAGGGGCUGAGGCUGGAGGACACGGGUACAGGGUUGGCAGCUCUGAGGGGCCAUGGAGGAGCUAAUGGUCUGUGAUGGUUCAGGCAGGUCUUGGAAGUCUCUGUUCCUCAGUUUCCCCAUCUCACAUCACCAUUGCUGUAGGAACAUGCAAGGGGAGGAGCUGGCUAGAGGAGCCAGGGCACAAAGUCAGUGAGGCACUCUUUGAGGGUAGUGUCCACUUGCAGGGAGGAAGAUCUGGCCAUGUGGAAGGAAAGCUGUGUAAAUAGCAUCGCCUUCCCACCAGCGUCACCAACAUCUCCAGGGAAGGCUGGUUGGGUGGUAAUAUAGCCCUGCUUUCAUGGGGCUUCUAGGAACCUUUCUCUAAAGCGCUUUGAUCUAUGGGCACACACACACACACACACACACACACACACACGCGCGCGCGCGCCAUUCUUAUCUUCACAGCCACCUUCCAUGACACAUAAAGUAUGCCUGGCUUUAUUUUAUGAGACUGGAGGAAGCCAAGGUCACUCAACUGGCAGCAGGGAGAGCAGAUACCGCCUGGAUGCAAGGGCAGUGCGAUAAAGUUUCUGCCCUCAAGGUACCCAGUGGACUCUCAGGGGAACAGCAGGCACUCAGCGCCCACUCUGCACCCAGGCCCCAUCCCAUCUCCCACCUCCACAAUGCCCGGCGGUCAUCCCUCAGACCCUGCGGGUGCCAUUGCUCCCUUGGCACCACCCAGCAGCCUCUCUGAGCCCCUCUCCAACCUGAGUGAGGAUCUGUGCCUGCCCCCUCCCACUCCAGGGCCCUGAUAGAUUCCCCUGUCACUUUCAGUCAGGGUCCAUGUUACAGUGUGGGUUUGGAAAAGGGCUUCCCCUCCUCCUCCCCCGCCCUCUGCCCAGAUGGCAGCUCCCCUUCCCCAGGGACCAGGGAUGCAGCAGCUCUUGUAGCCUGUGGUUACCAUGGCAAUGGCCUUCCCUUAGGUUUCCGUGGGGGCGGUGAGGGAGGAUGUCACAGAGGGUGCGUGCGCGCGCGCAUGUGCACCCAUUUUCAGCUCCAGGUGAGGGGGGCUCAGGGAUUGGGAUCCCCUCCUCCUUGAGUGGGGCCCGUCUCUCCUCCCAGCUCAGUCCCAGCCAGCUCAGCUGCAUCCCGGUGGCAGGGAAGAUUGCACAACAGACAGAGGACACUGGAGGGAAGAAGGAUGCUCCAGGAGGAAAGCUGGAGGGGAAGGGUGGAGAUGGGCAUCUGUACAGUUGUCCAAGGUGGAGGGGCUGGAUGGAUGUGGAGUGGGAUAUGCAGGAAGGAGGGAGCCAGGGCAGCAGAGUGGGCACAGCGAAGGAUCCAGAUCCUCAGAGGGGAAGACCCGGGAAGGGGUGGGCCCCUUAUUUCUGCCGUCUACAAACCACCCCCACCCUGGGGGCGUGGGUGUCUCCUGCUGCGCUUCCCCAGCAGAGAGAAGGCCCCUCUGCUCCUCCAACAUGAUCUCUAAUUUCCGGCAGACAUUUGAGGUCCCUGACAUCUGCAUAAUGUGGGCCAGUCUCUUAGCAACGGGGAACAGCUGUCUGGCAUUUCCAAGAUUAAACUGUAACUAUACACGGUCCUUGCCAGGGGGAGGGGGAGGGAGACGGGGAUAAACACUGCCUCCUGGCAUUUUCAGACUCAUUUAGCUUUUAUUCAUUUCCUGCCUCCAGUAAAGAGGCCAGGGAUUCAGGCUGGGCCAGGCUGUUCCCGCCCCUGCCUCCGCCGCCACUGUUGCUGAGGUUGCAGAUGGCUUUUCACCCAGAUCUGUUCGCUCGGGAGGGGAGAGGGAUAAGGGACAGCACUAGCCAUUUUGGUUUUUAUUGUAUUUAUUUUAUGUAGGUGCAGUGAUCCUGGCACGCGCAGGGUAGGUGCAGCCCAGGAAGAAAGGAUGUGUGGUCCAUCGGUAAAAACCCUCAAGGCGGCUCCAGCCUGGUUUAAUUCCAUCCAGCUCCAUUGCUAAUAGCUGCGUGACCUUGGGCCAAAUCCCUUUACCUGUCUACACCGCCAUCUCCCCACCUGUAAAAGGAGAUAAUUCUACCACCCCCAGGGUUGCUGUGAAGAUAAAAUGAACAUGCGCUCAGGCAACAGAGCCCUGAUUAAUCAUGGUGCCUUUCUCUUCCUCUGCUCAGCCUCCAGCCCGCCCGUCAUCCGUGGUAACAACCUCAGGCUCUGCUAUGGGGCAGAGGCAGACACAGUCCGUUUCCCUGGGAGCCACCUUGAAAUCCUGUUCCCUGGAGCCCCAGGCAAUGACACUUUAGCACCAGUAGGACUUAAGCCGAAUUCAGCAGUCCCCAGCAGGGCCCUGGGGAGGUGUCCUCAGCCCCUGGCCUCCUUGGGCCUGGGCAGCUCCUAUGUCCCAACCCCUCCACCGCUGGCUCCUGCCAUCUGGCCCCAGCUCCUGAACUCGUGAGUGCAGUGUUUUGGUUUUGCAGCAAGAAGGAAAAAUUGAAGGGCGGGUGUGGGGAGGAGAGAGGAAAGGGAGGAGGAGGGAAAAACCCUUGAGCGGCCUGUGCUGGCCAGUUCCAGGAAUGUGUUCUCGGACGUCGGUGCCAAAGCAGUGACCCAGGCGAGGCAGCCAGGCCGGGAGAAGGGAGAGGCCGGCUCCAGGGCGAGAGCUCGCCUCUUUCCCCCACCCCAGCCGCCUCUGCUGACUCAUCUCGGCUCCAGCUGGCAGGAGCCUUUUCUGGGGAUGGCGGUUGCUAAGAUUCCACGAAGAUGACUGAUUGCUUCUCGUUGAGCUUGGUGAAAACAUGUUUGUAGACUGCACACAAACACACGCACCCACUACUGUGUAUACCUGCACAUGUGUGUUUUAUGCCUAAAUGUGCGUCUGCACACAGAGCACCGAGCUUGCUUACUGUUCCCAAUGCCCUUGUGACACUUAGGUGCCGAUGCCACACACGUGUGUGGACCAGCUCUGGGCCCCCAGAAGGGCGGAGACGCAGCAGGUCUUCCUCGGCCAGUAACUCGGGCAGUGGGGAAGCCGCCAGUGUCUGGGCCAGCUUUAAUCUGAAGGCGUUUUCAGGUUGCCCUGAACACAUUCUUGGCCCCUGUCCCUCCUCCCCUCCCUGGGUUUCUUGGUUGCCUUCAUUCUGCUGUAAUGAUCUAAUCUUCCCUUCUCCCUCUGCCUGCCAGGGUUUUGAUGUCUGCUGUUCCAGGCACUCAGCUGGGAGCUGGAAGGCUCUAGAGCUGGAUUCCUGGCCUGGACCUGAUGCCCCAGGGAGCUCCUGGGGGUCCCCAGUGGCUCUUUUACCCCAGGAGAGAGGGGACCGCAGUGAGGACCCCUGGAUGGAACGCGCUGGGUCUUUCUCUGGGCUCCGCUGCCGGCAGGAAUCCAGGCGAUGUUCUUUCCUGCUCUGUGCUAGGCCCAGAGCCUUGCCUGGAGUGGCCCGAUGGCUCGGGGGUCAGCCUGAAGCCCUGGAUGCCCCGCCUCUGGUUGCCAGCACUGUGUGUGAGCUUGGUCACAUUGGGCUCCCGCUGCCUCGGUUCCCCCCCACCCGCUGGGCUGAAAUUGGACUCCUUGCGGAGUCUGCCAGGGUUUUACUGCGACAGGGCUUGGCAGGCGCUCGGGCACCAGGCAAGGUUGUUUGUCACGGGUUCUUGCAGGGGUGGAGGGGCAGGCGGCCCCGUGCCAGCGCGGAGCCCACGCGCUUCCUCUCGCCAGCUCUGCCCGGCUCAGGCUCAAGUGUGGCUUCUUUACAGGGACCCACCCUGGGGGCCAGAUCCCACGAGCGAGUGCUGUCUGCCGUGAUUCAGAGGCGGUUGCUAAGGAAGGCCUGGUACCCGGCCUAGAGGGUUGAGCUGUGGCCAGCCUGGAUUCGGCAGGCUUGGCGAGGCUCCCACCAGCCACAGGAAAAAUAUUCUCGUCUGAGCGCAGGGUCCUCUGUCCUAAAAUGAAGACAAGGCCGGCUCCAUGGUUCCUGCUGAUUUUGACAUAUGAUGAUGCAGGGCAGGGGUGGAAAUGAAGAGAGUAAAGCAAAUGAUAAAAGUUAAAAGGAGCUGCAUCAGUCUGCUGCCUAACACUCCUGGCCAGCGGGAUUCCAGCAAGCCCACCUCGGCCGGAGACCGCUGCUGGGACCCAGAGUUUACCCUCUGGGCUUCCCAGCUCAUGAGCUUCCUUUUUCAUUGAUUUACCCUGUAAUUCCCAAACCUGACAAAACAGAUAGAAGCUCUAGCCUCCUCCUGGUGAAAAUAAUGCAGGUUGAGGGGUGCCGGCUUUGUCCCACGGCUGGAGUCGGGGGCAUGGGCGGGCUAUUUUCCAGAUAAGGAAAUGGAGGUGCAGAGAUGUUAAGAAGCAUCUAGUAAGUAAUAGGGCCAGGAUUCCAGCCACAGAAGUUUGUCUCCAGAGCCCGGCCCUUAACCACUUUCCUUCAUCGUCUCCCCGUGACUGUCAUGUCCCAGGUUGGCACAGCGACACCACGUGUCCCCACCUUCCCCUCUGUUGUCAUAGGCCGUAGAGGAAACAAGGGUUCCCGUAGUCCACUUCCAACACCGCUUCCACCUCUGCCCUCCAGUGAGCCCACGUGUCAGCCUUACAUGAGAUAAGCUUCAUGGCCAAUUUUAUUACCUUGUUCACUGCUGAGUGACCCGAGGCAUAUGAUUUAGCCCCUUGGACUUUCUCCUCCCCUUCUGUAUAGCGAGAGGCCUAUGGGACUCCUGCGUUCCUUUGCUGCUCUGACAUGCAACAACUCUUAGAAACUCCUUCAUCUAGGACUCCCAAGCACAAAGCUACAGAUGCUACUGAUAUGUCUGGUCUCACACACGCAAACACACAUACACACACACACACAGACACAUAUAGGUGCAAAAUCUUGAGCAGACACUGGAAAUAAGGCAGGGCUUCUGGGAGUCUUGUAUGUUUGUUGUAUUUUUUAUGCUAGGAAUGAUCAGGGAGCAGCCGUGAGCAAAUAUUUAAUAGCUGGGGUCUCACACACCUGUACAGUUAUCACAAGCUCGCUCAGCCAAUGUUGCAUGCUAUGCACACACACACAAGUGUUCUCGUUCUUAAGUCUUGUCUUCCUGCCUAGACCUAGACCGUAACGCCUUUGGGAGCAGGAUCUUCUGGUGUCUCCCUUAUAUUGCCUGGCACAGUGCAGCCUCCAGUGGGUGAUCAGUUUGUAUUUGUCCUUUGAUGCAUAAAGGAAGGACAGUGGGUGAUUUAUGCUAACAGAAUUUUUUAGUUCGAUGCACCCACCACACUUGUGAUACCUUCAGUAGCCAUUACCCAGACCAAACCCCUCAACCCCCUAUCUCAGCCGGCUGCUCACUUCCACCCCUG
Molecule: messenger RNA, 28457 nt
Organism: Orcinus orca (killer whale)
Lineage: Eukaryota; Metazoa; Chordata; Mammalia; Artiodactyla; Delphinidae
Exons: 3
Coding region: 25994-26971 (325 amino acids)
Source: RefSeq, a predicted model, not a curated record